UGCUGCGUGGAUCAUAUUUAUUUUCAGAAAAGCUGUCAGACACUGAGACCGUCAGUUUUAGUUUCAUAUUCAUACAUAUCUGACGCAUAUAUUUUUAAAUAUAUUUUAGUGAAAGUUUAGUAGUAUUAGUUAUAUACAAACUAAGUUUAGGUGGAGAUGGCUGUUUCUAAAAAUUCGAACCCAUUUUUUGCUGAAGAAGAUGAGGAAGACUGCAGUUUUGAAAAGAAGGAGAAAAUCCAGGAACAAAUAUUUGCUUCAGAGGAUAGGCAGCUUGAUUCAACAAUGAGAGCCCUGCGCAGUAUUCAGGAAUCAGAGAUCAUGGGGGUUGCAACAGCCGAGGAACUUCUAAGACAAGGAGAACAACUGAACAACAUUGAAAGAAAAACAGAUGAAAUCAACCAAACAAUGACAGUCACCCAGAAACACUUAAAUAACAUCAAAAGUGUCUUUGGUGGCAUCAAAAACUGGUGGGGUGCUAAAAAGACAUCAACAGCAGCCAAAGAACCAGAAACCAAACCAAGCCGGUUGCAGGAGACGCUAGAGAAACAUAGAUCUGACCAGCCAGUCCGGAGGAACCCUGACACACGCGGGUUUUACCAGGAGGACGAUGACCUUGACGAAAACUUUAUGAAGGGGGCGAGGACUCAGCAGUACUUCAAACCUGUCACACACAGUGCUAGGGAGGAACAGCUGAAUGAAAACCUAGGUGAGAUAUCAAAUGGUUUAACAACAUUAAAAGGUCUGGCCCUGGGGCUGGGGGAUGAAAUAGAGCGACAGAAUAACCAACUGGAUCGUCUCGGCCCCAAAGUGGGAAAAGCCAACGACCAUCUGGAGCACCAGAACAAACAGAUGAAAACCAUCCUCAGAAAGUGAUCUGGGAGGGGGAUCUGAACUGUCCACUGGAAGUGGACUACCAAGUCAUAAUGAAGAAUAAGGAGUUUCUCAUCCACAAAACAGUGCCAACCUCUUUUACUGUGUCAUUAUCUGAGAAGUGCAAUGAAAUCCAAGAGUAUGGUUUAAGUUAUCAUCCAGAUCAUCCUGAUUUUUAUCAUUAUGACUUUUUAUUCACUUUGACUGUGUCUGAGAAAUGGAUUUUAUUUUCGUUGAUAAAAGUUGUAAAAUUGUAGAGAUGUCCAUUGCUUUGGCAUUUCAGAUAGCAUUUAAUUGGUGAACAUACGGGUAUUGAAAAUGUACAUGCAUGAAUAUGGUACUUCAAUAUAAAGAUAGAUUGUAAAACCAGAGUAGAUAUAUCUGCAAGAGAACUUGCAGGCCUUCUACAUUUAUCUGAUCUGCAAAACCUACUGGUACACGUACUGUUGCUCCAAUUUGUUCACAGCUUGACAUAGAUGUUGUUUUCUGGUAGUUGUGUAAAUGUUGUUUUUGGUGAUGGAAGAUGUGUCCUCAUUGGAGUGAUUGAUUUGUGAGUGUGUUUUGAAGUGCUUAAGUUAUGUACAAGUUUAUUAAAUAAGUAUACUUGUGAAGAAACGACUGUCUUAUUGUGUACAUUGUGUACAUCUUAUUUACGUUUCAGUUCAUUUUAAGUUUAUUUUUUACCCUCUACUUCCAAGCAAAUGAAGUCUGGGGGAUUUUGUUGUAAUAAUUAUGUUCACUUGUUUGAUGACAUGUAUGUUUGUUUUUAUGUUUUACAGUUGUCACUUUUUUUGUCCUUGAACUUCUUAGUUUUAAGUGUGGCAACUGAAAUAGAAACCCAUGUGCUCCAAAAAUGCUUAGUUUUUAGGCCCAUGUUCAUUGGAAAUUCAAAAAUGUGGACUUAAAAGCUUUUAGAGGUUAUAGCACUGUGAUGGUGCCCUGAAAGACAUGUAUGUAUUUGUACUGUUUUCUCUGUGUGUUAUUCCAUUUAUGUUUUAAAUUCAUUGUGCAAUCAGAGGCAUCAUUCCAAUGUUAUUUUAUUUCAUAAUAUGACAAAAAGAAUUUUUUUAAAAAUGCAAAUUCAUGUAACUUCAUCAAAUGUAUAUUUAAAAUAAAAAUCAUUUAUGAAUCAAGA
Molecule: messenger RNA, 2005 nt
Organism: Magallana angulata
Lineage: Eukaryota; Metazoa; Mollusca; Bivalvia; Ostreida; Ostreidae
Product: synaptosomal-associated protein 29-like
Exons: 3
Coding region: 157-873 (238 amino acids)
Biological process (GO): exocytosis; synaptic vesicle priming; synaptic vesicle fusion to presynaptic active zone membrane
Cellular component (GO): plasma membrane; SNARE complex
Molecular function (GO): syntaxin binding; SNAP receptor activity
Source: RefSeq, a predicted model, not a curated record